AUGACUUCCAAAGAAGCGACCAGAUCGGACAGUGACACCUCCCUAUGGACGGAUGACCAGGAAUCGGCCCUCCUACAGGCCGUUGUUCGCUGGAAGCCAGUAGGAAUGCACAAGCAUUUCCGGAUGAUCUCAAUCAGAGAUCAUCUCCUGAACCAGGGUGUGGUCAAUCCCGAAGACUCUCAUACAUCCAUAGCAGGAAUCUGGCGGAAGCUUCAAUCCCUAUACGACCUCGCAAAACUGGACGAGCGCGAAGACUCCAUCAUUGACGGCCUCGAGGAUGGGGCCAAAGGUCAUGCCUAUUGGCGAGAAUUCGAACUCCCGCGCGAGGACUUUGAGGAGUUGAUGUGGCAGAGAAGGUUGAAUCCCGAUGGGACCUCGAGUCCCGACAUCUCCAGAAGGGAGAGCACGGUUGCAGACACGGAUGAGCCACGGUCGUCACCGAUUCCUGGUGCCACGAGAGGGUCACUCAGGGGAGCUAGAGGAGGAAGACGAGGAGGUAGAUUGUCACGUUUACAGAACGAGAUUGAAACCGAUAGGUCCAGUCGGCGGACGAGCAAGGCCAACAGCGUCGUGGACGAGGAUCAAGCCAUGGAAGACGCUGACGAAGAAGAGGAAGACCAGGAAAGUGGAGCUGAAGAUGAAUCAAGCGACGAACCGGAAGAGGAAGACAAGAAAGCCUCUGGCAGGAGGGGUGGGCGUGGUGGACGGAGAGGCAGGGCCAGGCGAGCACGGCGAAGAUGA
Capronia epimyces CBS 606.96 is the source of this 741-nucleotide messenger RNA. RefSeq names its product MRG-binding protein. Bases 1 to 741 code for a protein of 246 amino acids. The transcript has a single exon. The record is from RefSeq and is a predicted model, not a curated record. Gene Ontology annotation, biological process: regulation of transcription by RNA polymerase II. Lineage: Eukaryota; Fungi; Ascomycota; Eurotiomycetes; Chaetothyriales; Herpotrichiellaceae. Gene Ontology annotation, cellular component: NuA4 histone acetyltransferase complex; nucleus.